Schistosoma mattheei is the source of this 895-nucleotide messenger RNA. The record is from the annotation of a GenBank genome assembly. NCBI's taxonomy places the organism in Eukaryota, Metazoa, Platyhelminthes, Trematoda, Strigeidida, Schistosomatidae.
UUUGAACUUCGUGAGAGAGCGGACUUUCAAAAAUUAUUCGUCAGGAUAACCAAAAGAUCCGGGAAUCCAUCCUUGAAUUGCAAAGAAAAACUGCCAAAUGCAGUUUUAGCGCCCAACCUAAUGUGCUGCUAAGGAAUCGAUUAAUUGCAGGGAUUAAUAUCCCAGGUCUGUAAAGAGGGUUGUUGAGAAUGCCGAACUGUUUCUUUCAAGAUGCUAGAACUAUCUGUAUUAACUAAGAAACAAUGAAUGAACUUGAUAUCCAGUCAACCAAAGUUUUUAAUGCUCCGCUCAGUAGUCAUGAUGAAAUACAAUCUCAGGGUACAUCAAACUUGCAUCCGUUUAAUGGUGAUUUCUAUUUUCAUGAAAAUAUAAAAAUUGAUUCAACAAUGACUUGGAAAGCGAACAACAAAGGUGAGAUCAAGUUUGGUAAAUGUUUAUCCUGUGACAAAUUUCAUUUUCGUAAUGCAUGUGCAUUUCGUAAUGCUAAAUGUUUUAAAUAUGGUAAGAUAGAGCAUAUUCAGUCAGUAUGCGGGACUACUGUUCAUUUUGCUUCAAGUGGUACCAAACCUCGUAAUUUAGAUCCUAUUAAUUCGGAUGUUCCUAAUGAUCAUUAACCUUUAUCCACCAUUUCGAAAGGUGAUGCUCACAUUCAAAAGCGAUUAUAUACAUCCCUCGGUUUAUUUCGUGAAUAUUGUGUACACAUGCAGUAUAGAGUUCAUUAUUUCAUUCAAGAAUUUGAAAUCUUUAGAUCCUAACGUUAUUGUAAGACCCAGUGAAGUCUCAAUAUUGGGGAUUACUGGACACAGACUGCCCAUACCAGGAUGCUGUGAAUUGCAAAUCAGAGAUUAUAAUUCUUCAUAGAUGUCUUGUGAAUUUUUAGUUAGCGAAACAGAAG